Rhincodon typus (whale shark) is the source of this 1385-nucleotide messenger RNA. It is a transcript of the gene gskip, whose product is annotated as gsk3b interacting protein. Lineage: Eukaryota; Metazoa; Chordata; Chondrichthyes; Orectolobiformes; Rhincodontidae. Gene Ontology annotation, cellular component: cytoplasm. The transcript has 3 exons. Gene Ontology annotation, molecular function: kinase regulator activity; protein kinase A binding. The record is from RefSeq and is a predicted model, not a curated record. Gene Ontology annotation, biological process: regulation of canonical Wnt signaling pathway. The coding region runs from base 316 to 738 and encodes 140 amino acids.
GUGGAAGUGGUCAUGGAUCUGGAAGGUGCAGUCUGAGGAUUUUUGGUGAAUUUCUGCAAUGCAUCUUGUAGAUCUUGUACACACUGCUGCUACUAAGAGUCGGUGAUGGAGGGACUGAAUGCUUGUGGAUGUGGUGCCAAUCAAGCCGGCUGCUUUGUCCUGGAUGGUGUCAAGCAUCUUGAGUAUUGUUGGGGCUGCACUCAUCCAGGCAAGUGGGGAGUAUUCCAUCACACUCCUGACUUGUGCCUUGUAGAUGGCGGACAGGCUUUGAGGAGUAGGGAGUUUUUUCAAAAGUACUGAUAUCACAUCCAGGAAAUGGACUGUGAUCCCCAAGAUCUGAAGGAGUCAAUGUUUAAUAAUUUCAGUGACGUUGCAGAUUGGGAAGAGAGAGACUUUGCUGGGGCAGAGGUGAAGGAUAUGAGAGUGGAGGCGGAGGCAGUGGUCAAUGAUGUCAACUUUGCUGUUCGUCACAUGGCUGUCUCGAAAAGCCUCCCAAUUGGAGAAGAUGUUGCCUACAUUAAUGUAGAAACAAAAGAAGGAAACAGAUACUGUCUUGAGCUAACUGAAGCAGGACUCCGGGUGGUAGCUUAUGGCUUUGACAAUGUGGAUGAAUCGCUGUCGAUGCAGUACCAUGAAACCAUUUACUCUCUCCUGGACUCACUCAGCCCAGCAUAUCGUGAUGCAUUUGGUAAUGCACUUCUGCAGAGACUCGAAGCUUUAAAAAAAGUACAGGAAUGAAAGGCCUAAUUCUUGCUCCUUGUGGUUACAAUUCUCAACGAUGUUUUCUUUGGCUGCAUAAUGUUCUGCACCAAACAUACAGGACAAGAGGUGACUCUCAUUCCGCAGAAAGUUGGUGAAUUGUUUGUUUUUUUUCCAUGUUUACACAGCAGUGUAGUUGGGAUCCACAUUGUUGGAGAAUUUCAUACCUCCUCCUCACUCCUACAGAGAGAGAGGAAGGAUGUUUGUAAGUUCCAUUACUGUAAUAAACUGCCAUAGCCCCUUUAAGAAAUCAGUCUGCAUAAUUGCAGCAAUGAUGUUAAAGCACAGGCAACAGGAGAGUGCCUGUGACCCAUGGCUAUGUAAAGGGCAAUGGACAUUGUUUAGGGCUCUUGGUGAGAGAGAAGCAAGUGACCCUAGUGUUCAGAUCAGACCAUCAUGUGCUUCUCCCAGCUUUCUCAUUUAAAAAUGUUGCUUCAUUUUACACAUUGUACUUUGACUUGUUAACUUGUUAAUUUAGAAAGAACACCUUCCUGUGCUAUUAAAUUGUGAAAUACAGGUCAAACCCCUGGAGUAACUCAAAUUCCAAGGUGAAAAAAGAAUUCUGCCGUUUCAAAAAAAGUUAAUGUAUGUUUUACGAAAAAAUAAAAUAUUUUGGACACAGUUUA